Molecule: messenger RNA, 864 nt
Organism: Micromonas commoda
Lineage: Eukaryota; Viridiplantae; Chlorophyta; Mamiellophyceae; Mamiellales; Mamiellaceae
Exons: 1
Coding region: 1-864 (287 amino acids)
Biological process (GO): carboxylic acid metabolic process
Molecular function (GO): catalytic activity
Source: RefSeq, a predicted model, not a curated record
AUGGUCGUCCCGUUCGACGACCACAUGGUCCACCGCGGGCACGGCGUCUUCGACACCGCGCACGUCUGCGACGGCCGGUGCCACCUCCUCGACAGGCACUUAGCCCGCUUCGAACGAUCGAUGCGAUCGGCCAAGCUCAAGCCCCCCGCGGGUCAGAGUUUGGCGUCGAUGCGAGCGACGAUCCUGGCGACGAUCGCGGCGUCGGGCCUGAGGGACGCGCAGGUGAGGUACUACGCCGGCGCCGGGCCCGGGGGGUUCGCGCUGAGCCACGACGAGUGCGUUGAUGCCACCUUUUACGUGACGGUCGUCGCCGGCAGAGCCGCGCCCGAUCCGAACGUAGGCGUAUCCGUGGUCACCAGCGACGUGCCCAUCAAGCCGCCCGCGUUCGCGACGGUAAAGUCGGUGAACUACCUUCCGAACGCCAUGGUCGUCGCGGACGCGCACGAGCGCGGCGCGGACUACGGCGUGUGGAUGACGGAGCGCGGGCUGGUGGGCGAGGGGCCUUCCAUGAAUCUCGCAAUCGUCGAGGACGGAGUCUUGGUGACGCCGCCGACGGACGACGUGCUCGCGGGAUGCACCGUGCGGCGCGCCAUGGAGCUGAUCGCGCGUGGGGCGCUGGCGCACCUCGGCGUGCGUGACGCGCGGCACGAGGACAUCACGCUCGAACGCGCCAAGUCCGCCGACGAGGCGGUGCUGAUCGGCAGCGUCAUCUGGUGUCAGCCGAUCGUUCGAUGGGACGGGGAGGAGGUUGGGACGGGACGCGCGAGGGGCUGUGCGGGGCCGUGCGCGUUGGCGCUGCACGAGGCGUUGCUGGCGGACUUUAGGGACGACGAGAGCGAACUCGUGGAUGUGCCCUACGCGUGA